This is a messenger RNA of Ilex paraguariensis (yerba mate), 2297 nucleotides long. NCBI's taxonomy places the organism in Eukaryota, Viridiplantae, Streptophyta, Magnoliopsida, Aquifoliales, Aquifoliaceae. The record is from the annotation of a GenBank genome assembly.
CAGAAAACUCAUUAGCCCUUUAAUCCGUUAAUGGAGAGCUCACAGGACCCAAAUUUUAAACCACCAGUUCGCGCCGACGAGUCCGAGUCCGAGCUCGAUCUCUACACCAUCCCUACCCACUCCCGUUGGUUCUCUUGGGACUCUAUUCACGAAAUCGAAAGAUUCUCGUUGAGAGAAUUUUUCGAUGGGAGUUCUUUCACUCGAACCCCCAAAAUCUAUAAAGAUUACCGAGACUUCAUCAUCAAUAAGUACAGAGAAGACCCGUCGCGGAGACUCACUUUCAGCGAGGUACGUAAAUCGCUGGUAGGUGACAUUAGCUAUCUCCAGAAGGUCUUCUCUUUGCUUGAAAAAUGGGGGUUGAUCAAUUUUGAUGCUGCAACGGCGGCGGCGGCGUCUGGUGAUGGGGAUAGAGAGGAUGAGAGGUGGAAUGUUAGGGUUGAGGAAGGGGUUCCACAUGGAGUCAGGGUCGUGGCGGUUCCGAAUUCCUUGAAGCCGGUUUCGUUGCCGCCAAGUGUGGGUGUUGGGGAGAGUGGUGGUGAUUUGGUGGAGAAUGGGUUUAAAUUUCCGCCUUUGGCUUCGUUUUCGGAUGUUUAUGGCGAGUUGAUGAAGCAACGAAAGGGUAUCUUUUGUGGGAAUUGUAAAGAGCUGUGCAAUUCGGGACACUAUGAAUAUAUAAAGGAAGGAAGUCUCAGUAUUUGUGUGACAUGCUUUAAAAACGGAAUCUAUGGGGAGAGCAAGUCUGGGGAUGAUUUCAAGUUCAUUGACUGCGUUUUAGACAGUGGUGACCAUGGAGCAGUUUGGACUGAAGCAGAAACUUUACUUCUUUUAGAAUCUGUUUUGAAGCAUGGAGAUGACUGGGAGCUUGUCACUCAAAAUGUUCAAACAAAGAGUAAGCUGGACUGUAUUUUAAAGCUUAUACAGCUACCUUUUGGGGACCUUAUGUUGGGAUCUGCCCAUGGAAAGGCAAGACUUUGGGAUUCCAAUGGCAACGUAAGCGGUGUCAAGCAACUACAGUUCACUUCAAGCAAGUCUCAAGAGAGUGUCAAAACAGAUGACGAUGAGCUUAAGGUUGAGACUCAGCAGAUUGGAGAUGCCGAGAAUGAAGGUCCUCCACCAAAGAGAGUAUGCACUGCUCCAAUAUCAGAUACCAGUAGUACACUGAUGAAACAGGCCGCUCAUAUCUCUACCAUGGUUGGGUCACAUAUCACAGCUUCUGCAGCUGAGGCAGCCGUUACAGCCCUUUGCUAUGAAAACCAAUGUACAAGGGAAAUAUUUGAUGGUGAUGAUGAUGCUGGUGAUGAGUUAGGAUCUUCCCUUCAAAAUAACGAGAAAGAGAGGUCAUUGAUCCGACCAUUUAUAUAGUUUAGCAUUAAUAUCCGUUUAGUGGUUGUUACACUAUUAACAUCUGGAAUGAAUUUACAUCUUCACUGUGUCAGAGCCCUUGAGGUUGAAGAAUCAGAGAUGGAGGAAAGGCCCACGCAAUCAGAAAAUCAGGAGACAUCUCUCAAGAAGGAUGUUAUCCCCUUGACUUUACGGAUGAGAGCUGCAACUGCAACGGCUCUGGGUGCUGCUGCUGCUCAUGCCAAGUUAUUGGCAGAUCAGGAAGACAGAGAAAUAGAACAUUUAGUGGCAACUAUACUCGACACACAGGUAAGUUAUACUUUUUGUCGGAUUCCUACGCAAUUACACAAGCGAUUUAAUGCAAUAAUGAGUCAGAGCCAUGAGAAAGUGAACUUACCCUCCACCUUAAAAUCCUAUGCGGAUAACUGCUCUAGUUGGUCAUCUUAUUUUAUUUAGUUUUUUUUUCCUUCAAUGAAAUGCCAUUUUUUAAGUACACAGACCUUGAUGUUUAUUCUUUGAUGAAUGCAUGCAUAGUUGAAGAAAAUGCACCACAAAAUCAAGCAUUUUGAAGAUUUGGAGCUGAUAAUGGAAAAGGAACACUCACAAAUGGAGGAACUGGAAGAGUCUCUCAUAGAAGAGCGGAUAAAAGUCUUACAAAGGGUAUUCAAUACUGGGAUGCCUGGAUUGAGGGAUCACACUUUUGUAAAGUCUCAGACAGGCACUGUACUCUGAAGGUAUCUAAUUUAAAAUGUAAGGAAGUUAUGUAGGAGAUUCAUCAUAAACAUGUCAGGCUUCCCAUAGUAUGUAGCUUGUUUAGUACAUCAUUCUUUGCUGCAGACAAUUGUUGUAGAUCAAUUUCUUUUACUUUCACGUGUUUCUCUUUUAGUUGCUUAUAGUUGUAAUGUUCUUGGGAACAUAUCAUACUUGCACUUCUAAUUAUGAAAUGUAAACCAGCU